Pan troglodytes (chimpanzee) is the source of this 5062-nucleotide messenger RNA. Its product is annotated as RNA-binding motif, single-stranded-interacting protein 1-like. NCBI's taxonomy places the organism in Eukaryota, Metazoa, Chordata, Mammalia, Primates, Hominidae. Gene Ontology annotation, cellular component: ribonucleoprotein complex. Bases 1126 to 2340 code for a protein of 404 amino acids. The record is from RefSeq and is a predicted model, not a curated record. Gene Ontology annotation, molecular function: RNA binding. The transcript has a single exon.
UUUUUUUUUUUUUUUUUUUUUUGGUAUUUUUAGUGGAGAUGGGGUUUCAGCAUGUUGGCCAGGCUGGUCUCAAACUCCUGACCUCAAGUGAUCUGCCUAUCUCAGCCUCCCAAAGUGCUAGGAUUAUAGGUGUGAGCCACCUCACCCGGCCUGAACCCAGACUUCUGGUGGUCUUCCCACAUCCACAUCCUCAUCCUCCCUCCUCCCUGCUGAAGACAUGAGAACCAUUUCACUUUGCUUUAGACAAAAGAUGUUAUUCACACUGUGGGCACCAGGCUGCUGAAUAAUGAUUUUCCAACUUUCAUUUUAAAAACUAUUUUAAAACCAUAAAAAUGACAGAUUAUCAAGCUUCUUUACUGAUAAAAUUAAUUACAGAGAAUGAUUGAACUGAUAAGGAUUUCAUUUAGUAACUUGAGACUGUCUUUUGGAACUUUUUCCAAUUAAUUGGUUUGAGACAGUAAGGUCUGACGCCAAGUUAUUUUUGUCUAAUAAAUUUUAUGUUAUUGUUAGACUAGAACAUACUUCUUUAAAUACAAUCUAAAGAACAUAAAGAAGUAAAAAAAUAAGCCAUUGAAAAAUAAGCUAUAGGUUCUCCAACCAAACAAAACGUUGUUGAUAUUUCGGUAUAUUUUACUUUUAAUAUUUUUUUAAUGCAUGAAUUUGUAGUUAUACAAAGUUAUAAUUAUAUACUAUACGCUACUUUAAUUUGGUCUUUUCCACUUAAUCUCACUUUAUAUACAUUGUUUCAUGCUAUUUCAUACUAUUUAAAAACAUAACUUAAUAAUAUCGGCGCUGCUCCUCCGCUGCCGCCGGGAGAGUCGGCGACGCCGCCAGCUCCGCGCGCGAACUCCCGUCCAUGGCACGCAGAGCGGCGGCUGCCCGAGCUGCUCGAGUCUCGCCCCGCGCCGCGCCGCACUUUUAGGCGAGUGCGGAGGUCGUGGGCGGAGGGGAAGUCAGCGCGGAGCUGCAGCCCCCGCCGGCCGCCGCCGCGCGGCGAGAGGGAGUUCCCAAAGCUGCCUCGGCCCCGGGCCCGGCCGGCCCCCUCCUUGCGUCCUCCCCCUCGCGGCGAGGCUGCCCCGCGCCCAGGCUGCCCCGCGCCCGCGCCCGCCGCCGCCGCCCGCAGCGAUGAUCUUCCCCAGCAGCAGUGGCAACCCCGGGGGCAGCAGCAACUGCCGGACGCCCUAUCGCAAGCAGCAGUCUCUGGUCCCAGCCCACCCCAUGGCCCCUCCCAGUCCCAGCACCACCAGCAGUAAUAACAACAGUAGCAGCAGCAGCAACUCAGGAUGGGAUCAGCUCAGCAAAACGAACCUCUAUAUCCGAGGACUGCCUCCCCACACCACCGACCAGGACCUGGUGAAGCUCUGUCAACCAUAUGGGAAAAUAGUCUCCACAAAGGCAAUUUUGCAUAAGACAACGAACAAAUGCAAAGGUUAUGGUUUUGUCGACUUUGACAGCCCUGCAGCAGCUCAAAAAGCUGUGUCUGCCCUGAAGGCCAGUGGGGUUCAAGCUCAAAUGGCAAAGCAACAGGAACAAGAUCCUACCAACCUCUACAUUUCUAAUUUGCCACUCUCCAUGGAUAAGCAAGAACUAGAAAAUAUGCUCAAACCAUUUGGACAAGUUAUUUCUACAAGGAUACUAUGUGAUGCCAGUGGUACAAGUCGUGGUGUUGGCUUUGCUAGGACGGAAUCAACAGAAAAAUGUGAAGCUGUUACUGGUCAUUUUAAUGGAAAAUUUAUUAAGACACCACCAGGAGUUUCUGCCCCCACAGAACCUUUAUUGUGUAAGUUUUCUGAUGGAGGACAGAAAAAGAGACAGAACCCAAACAAAUACAUCCCUAAUGGAAGACCAUGGCAUAGAGAAGGAGAGGUGAGACUUACUGGAAUGACACUUACUUACGACCCAACUACAGCUGCUAUACAAAACGGAUUUUAUCCUUCACCAUACAGUAUUGCUACAAACCGAAUGAUCACUCAAACUUCUAUUACACCCUAUAUUGUAUCUCCUGUAUCUGCCUACCAGGUGCAAAGUCCUUCUUGGACGCAACCUCAACCAUAUAUUCUACAGCACCCCGGUGCCGUGUUAACUCCCUCAAUGGAGCACACCAUGUCACUACAGCCCGCAUCAAUGAUCAGCCCUCUGGCCCAGCAGAUGAGUCAUCUGUCACUAGGCAGCACGGGAACAUACAUGCCUGCAACGUCAGCUAUGCAAGGAGCCUACUUGCCACAGUAUGAACAUAUGCAGACGACAGCGGCUCCUGUUGAGGAGGCAAGUGGUCAACAGCAGGUGGCUGUCGAGACGUCUAAUGACCAUUCUCCAUAUACCUUUCAACCUAAUAAGUAACUGUGAGAUGUACAGAAAGGUGUUCUUACAUGAAUAAGGGUGUGAAGGCUGAACAAUCAUGGAUUUUUCUGAUCAAUUGUGCUUUAGGAAAUUAUUGACAAUUUUGCACAAGUUCUUGAAAACGUUAUUUAUAACGAAAUCAACUAAAACUAUUUUUGCUAUAAGUUCUAUAAGGUGCAUAAAACCCUUAAAUUCAUCUAGUAGCUGUUCCCCCGAACAGGUUUAUUUUAGUAAAAUAAACAAACAAACAGAUUUUUAUCAAAUGUUAUGAUGCAAAAAAAAAAAAAAAAAGAAAGAAAAGAAAACUUCAAUUUUCUGGGUAUGCACAAAGACCAUGAAGACUUAUCCAAGUGCAUGACCGGAUUUUUGUGGUUUUGUUCAUUUUGUGUUUAAUCUGUGUUUUUUUUUUCCAGCUGUAUGAAAUGGGCUUUCUGAAGUUUAACUAGUCCGACUUCACCCAUGGUGUUCUGUGCUUGCAGUGCGAGUGUUGCUGUGAUUCAGUGUUGCCGUCAGUGUCUCUCUUCUUAGCUUUCCGGCCUUUUUUUUUUCCGAGACGGAGUCUCGCUCUGUCGCCCAGGCUGGAGUGCAGUGGUGCAAUCUCGGCUCACUGCAAGCUCCGCCUCCCGGGUUCACGCCAGUCUCCUGCCUCAGCCUCCCAAGUAGCUGGGACUACAGGCGCCCGCCACUAUGCCCGGCUAAUUUCUUGUAUUUUUAGUAGAGACGGGGUUUCACCGUGUUAGCCAGGAUGGUCUCGAUCUGCUGACCUCGUGAUCCGCCCGCCUCGUCCUCCCAAAGUGCUGGGAUUACAGGCGUGAGCCACCGCGCCCGGCCUGUCUUUCUUUCAAUGCAGUGUGAAGUGUCUUAUCCUUUUCUAUGAAUUCCAAUUUGCCUUAAGUCUUUUGAUGCUGUAGCUGUUUCAGUAAAAGUUAGUUCAAACUAAUGAUGUAGAAUGCUUUGACCAAAUGAGCUGGUCUAUUAUGCCUUGUAAAACAGCAGCAUAGGGCUUUUAAAAGGUAGUCAAUAAAAGUUGCUGAAAUUUUGGCUUUUUAAAAAUAAUAAUAAUAAUAAUAAUAUCAAAGGGUUAGGAUAAAGUCUUUUGUGACUCAUCACUCUGAAGCCCAAAUACAGAAAAGAAAAUAAAGGUAACAGCAUCUUCCAUUGUUCACUCCUCCAAUAAAAACAGAGCCCUGAAUUACUCAGGGAAAAGUCCACUGUUUAACACAGAUUUUGAGAUGUCCUUUUCUCAGCCAAUUAUCAAAGCCGUACAAUAAAACUGCAUCCCUCCUAGAAGCUAUCUUCCCUUACAUAGAUUUAGAAAAUUAAUAUGACAAAGGCAAAACAGGCAGGGAUUUGGACAGCUCAGUCCUAAAAGCACUGAGCUACACACAGAGGGACCAACACUCAGGGAGGCCUAGGUUUAGAGCACAGUGGAGGAUUCAUUUAAAAGAGAUUCAGGAGGGUAAUCUAGGUCAGCCAAUCACAUCUGGCCGAGGCUGCUGGGGACUGACUGUCAUUACCAUCUGACAGGUGUUCAGUGGCCCAAAUGAACUGAGUUAGUUUCAUUCCAGCUUCUAGAGAACAGGUGUGCAUAUCACCAAACACGAGGGGGAAAUCUACUGUUAUAGUUGGCACUAAUUAACAUCUUUGCUGGCAGGCUCAGCAGAAAGGCCAAAAGUUCAAUGGCUGUGGAAGGGACUGAUUUGCUUUGGAACAGGCAGGGACACGUUGAUGAGCCCUUGUGAAACCACAGUUCUCAAACAAAUGCCCACAGCCAUGGAUCUCCAUACCCUGACACAUGCCUGGGUGGGCACAUUCUAUGGAUGGGUUACAUUGAAGUCCUUGAACUCUUUGGAACACUCAGAAAGGCAACAAUUGUCAGCAGCCCCACCACCAAGUAAAAUAUAAAAUACAUUGCUAGAUGCAUUUCAAGCCUUGUCUCUUCCAUAAUAUUCUUGUUUCUGAUCAGAUCUCUCUGGGUACUCUGUAUCUUUGUUACCUGUUGGGCAUUCUGUCUAGCAGUGUUGCUUAAAUGAUUUUUAUAGUUCUGCACAUCCAGACAAGUUCCUGGGAUAGUGACCUGGAAGAACUGGCCUCCUGUUAAGUUGUGAGACCACCUAAGAGACUCUAGAACCUUUCCGUUUCCACCUAUAUCCUAGACAAGCUGCAGACUUUCACUAGAGCCCAGCUUGUCAAACCUAGUUCCUCAGCCUAGUCAGAAUCCAAAGCUGCAUUCCAUCCCCUGCUCACCACAGUCCUCAUUCUUCUGUAGUCUCACCUUAUCUUAUUCUCCAACCUUGUCCUUUCUUUUCCAACCAACUGAUUUCUCUUGCUUUUACUAUAUACGUGGCAAUUCUUUACUCUGUUCCUUUGAACAAAUUAUUGCCUCCACCAGGAAUAUUCUCUCCGCUUCUUUCAACCAAUCCACUGCAAUGACCCACUUUUUCCAAGACUUGGCUUGGAACUCUCUAACGAGAGGAAGCCUUCUCAGACCAACCACUCAGUGGGCAUAGUUACCAUUGCACUACACAUUUUGUGUUUGUGUUAUCUUUCUGAUCACCAGGUUGAACCUUCAAGGACAAGACUAUUAUCAUCACUGUCUCUCCCACUGUGGUCUAACACAAUGCUCUGCACACAACAGAUGUUCUAUAAAUAUUUGUGAAGUAAGAUGAAUGGGAUUGUCAAGAUAUUUAAUAAACACUUUUUUUUUUAAAGUAGAGAAUGG